This is a messenger RNA of Balaenoptera acutorostrata (minke whale), 7549 nucleotides long. RefSeq names its product syntaphilin (gene SNPH). Gene Ontology annotation, biological process: neuron differentiation. The transcript is spliced from 3 exons. The record is from RefSeq and is a predicted model, not a curated record. Gene Ontology annotation, cellular component: mitochondrion; cytoplasmic microtubule. Bases 3082 to 4410 code for a protein of 442 amino acids. Lineage: Eukaryota; Metazoa; Chordata; Mammalia; Artiodactyla; Balaenopteridae.
AGCAGCCCCACGCCCAGAUUUUUGCCACACAUGUCAUAACUGCAACCCAUGGGGGCAGUCCCAACCCUGAGGCUGAGAGCUGCUUCCAUGCAAGGGUCUCCUUGCCACCAUCAGAGCUGCUGGUGAGCAGUGCCUCGGCUCUGGCCUCACUAUAAGUAGCCAGGUGUUCCAAGGCAUGAAUAGCUGAGGGACAUGAAUUGUAGUAUACUUCCUCUUCUCAGGUACGUAUAGUAUAUAUGUAAAUAUAUACUAUAUUAAAGAAUAUUUUUUCCCACAAAGAGCUAGUGACUAAAAAUAUAUGAGUGUUAAAUGCUAUAUUGAGAAGGAAAACUCGUGAAAGCAAAUGGAAAAAAGUUAAAAUAGUUACUUCCUUUAUAAUCCCCAGCUCUUACUAGUUUAAGUAAUCCUGGUUCCUCCACCCCGGCACAGGGAAAAGGCCUCUUUUUCUCACCACAGCUCUGGGUCCCUCUCGCCAAAGCCUUUGCAGGGCACCAGGAUGUCUACUGGCCUAACACGUGGGGCUCAGGGCACUUGCUGGCUUCCUCUCUUUUGGAAGGAGAUUUCUUAGAGCCCAUCAGAGGGGACCCCAAGGUCCCACCUGACACCGCGCCUCUGCCCCUUGCCACACAGAAAACAGGCCAGUGUGUGACGUGACUUGAGUUAAACUUAGAGGCCAGGAGCUGAGUGAGUAGAAGAGAAUCGUUUCUCUUUUCCUCCACUUCUGUCCACACUUUCUCUUCAACAGUUUACGAUUUACAAAUACUUUUUCCUCAGUUAACGUUAGACAGCUUCCCCAAAACUUUUAAAACUGCCUCCAACUUGGCUCCUUCGGCAAAUGGGCCCCACCAGGGCCUGUCUUUUCUACACCCAUAAAACGUGAUUGCCUCUUGCUAGACCUGGGACUCUCCGUCCCCUAAAGGAACAGAGUUGGAUGGCAGCAAGGCCUCUGCCAAAUUGUGUGAGAACACGCCCAGGUGUUUAAGCCAAAAUCCAAGGAGGUUUCUUCCCAAACAGAACAGCCGGCAGGAAGCUGUGAGUUGAGGUGGCCCGGCCGUGGUCUGCUGGUGGCAUUGGGGUGUUCCCCUUCCCUGAGUGAAAGCCUCGGCCCUCCCUCCUCCACCGGGUGGGAACUCCUCCUCCUCGGCCCUGGUGGGACCACACACACACACGCACACACACACGCACACACGUCUGCACCACCCUGUGCUAGGGUGUUUGUGGCUGCCGGGAGCGGUACACGUCCAGCCUGCUGCCACUGCAGGGUACAGCUGUGAACAGGGUGAUGCCCAGAGACAGCCAGUGUUCACAUGUGUGCUCACGUGUGCCCCCAGAGCGUGCACAUGCAGAUGGAAAGGGUCUGCCUGCAUUUGUGUGAACGUGUUCAUGAGCUGGCGUCCUAGAGCAGUUGACCCUGGACCAACAAGGGGGUUGGGGUACUGACCCCUCGUGCAGUUGAAAAUCUGCAUAUAACUUUUUACUCCCGCAAAACGUAACUGCUAAUAUCCUACUGUUGACCAGAAGCCUUCCUGAUUACGUAAUUAGUUGAUUGACGUGUAUUUGGUGUGUUAUAUGUAUUAUAAACUAUACAGUAAGCCCCCUACAUACAAACGAGUUCUGUUCCAAGAGAGCAUUCAUAAGUCCAAUUUGUUCGUAAGUCCCACAAAGUUAGCCUAGGUACCCAACUAACACAAUUGGCUAUAUAGUACUGUAUUGUAAUAGGUUUGUAAUACUUUUCACACAAAUAAUACAUAAAAAACAAACACAAAAAAUAAAGAAAACAUUUUUAACCUUACAGUACAGUACCUUGAAAAGUACACCAGCCAGGUGAACUAACUUAUGUGAUUGGACAUGGGAACGCACGUUCAUCUUUGAAAGUUUGCAACUUGAAGGUUCAUAUGUAGGGGACUUACUGUAUUCUUACAAUAAAGUAAACUAGAGAAAAGAAAAUGUUAAGAAAAUUAUAAGGAAGAGAAAAUACAUUUACAGCAAUAUACUGUAUUUAUUGAUACUGUAAGUUUACAUUGUUUUUAAAGUGAAUCAUCUGUCAGUACAUCAAUAUUGUCUUAUAUGAUACAAAACACUGUAGCUGUUACAUGUAUUACUAAGACUAGACAUCAAAAAUGAAAAGAUCAUGUGAAAAAGAAAUUCGUAUUUAUUUACAGGUAUAGUGUGCAUGCAUUGAUAACAGAGAAGCUAGCAAUGGUUGCCUAGCUUAUCUAAUGAAUGAAUCAUUAUAAAAUUUUUAUGGCCUACAGUAUUACAGUCAUAUUCAAAAUAUGGUAUUAGAAACAUUGUUACAUUUUUCUGAAAACCACUUACCUGUGAUGAUAGGCUGAUAGGCAGUUUCUCCAAUUAGGAGAGAAAGGCGUACUGUAGGGUAAUGUGAUUCUUUGAAAGCAAAGUUGUAGAACACUAAGAAAACGAACGCAUUAUUAAUUUUAUAUCAACUAUCACCCACCUUAUGCCAGUGGAAGGACAGGCUGCCACUUCAGUGCCAGUCUUGCACACAGUGUUCUACACGAUGAAUGCUGAGGCGGUGGUGAUGACGACAACACAGAAACGGCUCACACGGUUGCGGCCGCACAGUUACUAGAUUUUCACACGAAGUCACUCACACACAUACACAGCAGAUAAACCCUUGCCCACCGUGCAGGCCCCAGGGUAAUUACACGGAGGCGGAGACCUCUCCCACCCUCAGCCUUGGUCUCUGGGUUGGGAGGGUGGACACCUGAGCUCUGGGCUGCGGCGCCGGGACUGGGUUGGCGGAGGUGGCGUCACCCCGGGCGGCGCCAGGCUGGUGCACGCGCUCCGUGACGUGUCCCCCAGCCCGAUCUAGAGGAGCGCUGAGCUCCCCACCCUGACGCUGCGCUCGUCACUGGAAAGAGUCUUAAUAAAACCCACCUCCCAAAGGGGCUGGCUGUUCUCGUGCCCACAGGGGCCCCGUGGGGGAGGCCUGGCCUGCAGCGCUCCAGUGGCCAGGGGACCAGGAUGGGUAGGCGGAGCCCCUGGCUCCUGGAGGCGUAGCGCCUCGCCAGGCCCCUUCCUCCCUCCCUGCUGACAAGCGUCCCCGGCAGGCGCGCCAUGAAGUACACGCUGUGCAGUGACAACCAUGGCAUCAAGCCCCCCACCCCGGAGCAGUACCUGACCCCCCUGCAGCAGAAGGAGGUGUGCAUCCGGCACCUGAAGGCCCGGCUGAAGGACACGCAGGACCGGCUCCAGGACCGGGACACGGAGAUCGAUGAUCUGAAGAUGCAGCUGUCGCGCAUGCAGGAGGACUGGAUCGAGGAGGAGUGCCACCGCGUGGAGGCCCAGCUGGCCCUGAAGGAGGCCCGCAAGGAGAUCAAGCAGCUCAAGCAGGUCAUCGACACCGUCAAGAACAGCCUGAUUGACAAGGACAAGGGGCUGCAGAAGUACUUCGUGGACAUCAACAUCCAGAACAAGAAGCUGGAGACGCUGCUGCACAGCAUGGAGGUGGCCCAGAACGGCUUCGCCAAGGAGGACGGCGCCGCUGAGUCGGCCGGCGGGUCCCCCGCCCGCUCCCUUACCCGUAGCUCCACCUACACAAAGCUGAGCGACCCCGCUGUCUGCGGCGACCGCCUGCCCGGUGACCACCCCGGCGCCUCUGUGGAGGACGGGGCUGACAGUGGCUUCGUGGCGACCGACGACACUCUGAGCCGGACGGACGCACUGGAGGCCAGCAGCCUGCUGUCUUCAGGGGUGGACUGCGGCCCCGAGGAGGGCUCCUCGCUGCACGGCUCCUUCAGCCUGGGCCCCCGCUUCCCCGCCAGCAACACCUACGAGAAGCUGCUGUGCGGCACGGAGGCUGGCGUGCAGGCCAGCUGCAUGCAGGAGCGCGCCAUCCAGACGGACUUCGUGCAGUACCAGCCGGACCUGGACACCAUCCUGGAGAAAGUGACCAAGGCCCAGGUCUGCGGGACAGUCCCCAAGCCAGGGGACAGGUGCCCGGAGUCGGAUCCCCACCCCCUGGGGCCCAGAGACCCCAACUCUGCAGUGGUGGUGAUGGUGGGUGACGAGCUCGAGGCCCCGGAGCCCAUCACCCGGGGGCCCACCCCACACCACCCUGGUGCCAACCCAAACCCCAGCCCGUCGGUGAGCGUGGCGUGCCCCGUGGAGGAGGAGGAGGAGGUGGCCGCAGCCGAGAAGGAGCCCAAGAGCUACUGGAGCCGCCACUACAUCGUGGAUCUGCUGGCGGUGGUGGUGCCGGCCGUGCCCACGGUGGCCUGGCUCUGCCGCUCCCAGCGGCGCCAGGGCCAGCCCAUUUACAACAUCAGCUCCCUGCUGCGGGGCUGCUGCACCGUGGCCUUGCACUCCAUCCGCAGGAUCAGCUGCCGCUCGCUGAGCCAGCAGGGCCCAAGCGCCAGCACGGCAGGCGGCAGCUCCCAGCUCUGAGCGGGCCCCAUCCCGGCCCGGGCUCCGGCGGCCUGAUUACCGAUUGUAGGGGUGCCGUCCUCCCUCUCGCACGUUCCCGUGGGGCAUCAUCUUAUUUAUUUAGUUUUGGGUUUGGAGGUGGUGUUUUCAGAAUGGUAACAGUGUCAGGGGCUGGGAGUGGGGGUUGGGGGAAGGUAUCCCAAAACUUCAACAGGAGAGAAGGGAAGAGAGGCCAAGGGCAGGGAGGCACAGGGAUGGGACACACUGCGGAGAAAGAAGGUGGUGAGGCCCCCAACCUGGCCCCCCUGCCCACCUGGCCUCUCACACAGGGCAGCCCCUGCUCAGGAAGUCUCUGGUGUGCUGAUCUGGGGAGGCCGGGCUUGACUUGUCUGCCAAGCCUCCCCGUCCCCCACCCCCAUGUCCUGUCCAGUUCCCUGCUCACCCCAAGCCUUCUCUCCCAAGCCACCCCUUGCCCUCAGCCCGGGCUUCUGGGCCGGUAUUAUCUCCUCAGAUGGAGGUAGCUGCGACCCAAAGUACAGGCACCUGACCGGGACUCCGAGCAGGUCUGGAACCGCUUGGCCUGGGCUGAGCUCCACCCCCUUCAGGCUGCUCCCCGCUUUGGGAUUCGGGAGCACAGUCAAGGCCAUGGGCCGGAGGAAAGAUGGUGAUGGGCAGAGGGCAGUGUGGGUUCUGUGUCUGUCUGUUCAUCCCAGAGCUUCCCCACAUCUGUUUUCCUCCUGGCGCUUCUGAGUGUGUCAGAUAAUUUUGUAAGAGCCGGACAGGCGAGUGCCGGGGUGUGAACGCUAGCCUGAGCCCAGCUCCCGUCUGGAGACGCUGCCAGCAGGAAAGGAGGAGGCGGGGGCUGGCAGCUUAAGGGGGCACCUCCAGCCUUCUGAGACAGGGCCCUGCAGCCUGGGAGGCAGGGCUGGACUCAGCCACGGCCAGCUGACUGCUCCAGGUCUGACUGCCCUGGAGCUUGCCCUCGUUUUUCCGGGGACCUUAGGACCAACUUCUGCUUUGCACUGUGUUCACUUUGGGGCUUGGUUCUCACGCAUCCCAGGGUCUCCUGUGAGGUGGCUCCUUGCUUUCUCGGAUGAGGAUUCCUAAAUCUUACACCUUUCUGCCUCUGAGGGGAAUUCCAGCAGGAUGACUGGCAAGAUGAGGUUUUGAAGCCAUGAUGUCCGUCCAGGCCUAAGCAAGGUGCCCUGGGAUGCUUCCCAGGUAGGGGGUGGAGUGGGGCUCCCAGCCCAAGCCCAGUCAGCCUGGGAAGGUUCACUGGCCCCCCUCCUUCCCCGGGACCACAUCUAGGUACCCUGCAAAGCUGCUGACACUUUAUUAGCAUUAUUAUUUUACAGAGUAAACCCAUUCCUCUUCCUCUGCAGGGCUUAUACCUAUCUCGUCAUCCCACCCGCUCUUCAGAGUUAGGCCCUACAUUGGGGGUGGGGCGGUGUUGGUGGGACCCUGUGUCUCACUCACCCCUCCAGCCUAGGGGCCACUCUGGUUCUGCCAAGGUUGCUGGCCAACCCCCGCUGCUCCGACAGCUGUUGCCUGACUCGUGGGCUCUGCCCUUCCUCUCUGUGCCCCCUGCUUGAGGGGGGAUGCCUGCAUGCACUGGGGGUGGGCAGCCGGCCCAGCCAUCGGGGGGAGAGCCCCUCUGCCACGCGCUUUGUGCCUCCAAAGCUCCCCUUCCUCGCUCUGGGCCUCAGACCUGCCAUCCUUUGUGGAGCACCCCUCCACCCCAGUCGAACCAAACCCAAACUCUGGGGGCCGGGCUGGGCUGCCCCACAGGACCUGGGGGUCGUGACGUGGAGGGGCAGUGGACAAACCCAAUCCAAAGCCAAGCCAGGACUGGCUGCGGACCCCGCCUCCCGUGCCGCGUACUCUCGGAGCUGCGUGGUGUCUCCUUAGAAAUAGUCAAAAGCUUUGCCGAGAAAAUAAAUGUAUGACUAUUAUAUUUGACAACAUAAAAUCUAUAUAUUUUUCACCACUGGAAUCUAGUCGAGCUGCGUAGCCCCUCUGCUCCGGUCUGCGUCUUGCUGUCUGUGGCCUUCCUACUGUGUCUUGUGUUUUGAUGGACGUGGUCAGGGCCGGGGCUGUGGUCCGUUCUGUCCCUGCUGCUGGAGGAGCCCCUCGUGAAGAGCGGGGACCGAGGACCGUGGACCAGGUGAGCGGAGCUGGCGCCGCCCUCUGCUCCUGCUGUGGCUCGAGACCUGCCUGUCUGGUCAGAGGGGCUCCAGCCCACAGUGUUGGGGGGGGGCCUCUCUUUUGGGGGGUCUGGUGGGACCUUGACGGGCUUUGCCUCUUGUCGGUGGAGGAGGCAGCUCUCUGACCCAGGCCUGGGACAGACGCUGGGACCAUGUCGGCCAGGCCCCGGCUCGUGCGUGUGUACGUGUGUGUGCUCGGUAUCCUGCAUCUAUGCAAAAGGGGCAGCGCUGCCUGGGCAGCUGCCAGCGGUGGAGACAGAGGCGCAGUGGCCCACGGGCUCAGGCUCCAAGCCUGACUGCAGGACACAGGAUGUGGGGCCAGGACGCAAGGCCGGGGCCCGGGGGCCUCCCGCUGAGUGCUCAUCCUCCAAGGCUCCCCUUUUCCUUCCUGCUUAAUACCACCUCCUGCUGGGCUGUGACCUUUCCCUCCCGCCCUCCGCUUCUGCACAGAAAUCUUUGGGGUCUCCCCUCUCCCCAGCCUCUGGCCAGAGCUGAUUAGAUCCUAAGGGACCGUGUUCUCAGGAACCACCUUCUGGAACUGCUGGUCCCUUGGAGUCCCACUGCCAGAAGUGGCUUCUCCUAAGUUACAGGGUCCAGGCCAGAGCUGCUUUGCUGCUCCUGUGGUCCAGGCUCAAAUCAGAAAUCAGAGUCCGGGGCCGGGACUCUGCUCAGAGAGCUGGCCUCAAAUGGAGUUUAGCCCAAAUAUCUCCCAAGGGGAUAACUUAGCUUUUCACUGAAUACCCUUCCCAGUCGCCACUAGCACAGGGGUAUCUGGCAGCACCUUGGGGGGUGGGGUGGGGGCAGAUGACAAGGUUCUGGGGUAAAGGCCUACAGAGGGGCCUCUGCCCAGGGAACUCAUGACCCCCUCUGACCUAGGAAUCAGGGCACACACGUCACAGUGCACUGCUACAUUCAGCCAUGCCCUUGACAGAGAAUUCGGGGGAUACAGGAAGGGG